Molecule: messenger RNA, 4441 nt
Organism: Betta splendens (Siamese fighting fish)
Lineage: Eukaryota; Metazoa; Chordata; Actinopteri; Anabantiformes; Osphronemidae
Product: aldo-keto reductase family 1 member B10-like
Exons: 8
Coding region: 1509-2972 (487 amino acids)
Cellular component (GO): cytosol; nucleus
Molecular function (GO): aldose reductase (NADPH) activity
Source: RefSeq, a predicted model, not a curated record
AACCGUUUAUUAUUUACACACGCUGGAUCUAAAAAUUCGUAUUGUAAUUGUUGGAGGCUACAUUAGGAAACUGGACGGGUCGCUCAUUUCACCCCCUCUCUCUCCCCCCUCCCUUUCCUCCUUAGCCAGGCACAGCCACAUCUGUCAGCACUCAGAGCCCGGUGGCGAGGUGGAGCGAGCAGAGGGCCCGGUAUGCAGCAGGGCCGGCCCAGGAGACGGUGGAAGCUGCUCAGCUCGCUGCGGCCGCCUUGUUUAUUCGCCCUGACCUCGCAUUCUCUCCGAGGCCACACGACCUGCCGCUGUGAAAGGAGCCAUUGUCCUGCAAGAGAAGUCUGUUACAAGUAUUUGCUGGGGGGGGGAGUGCGGCGCUGUGGCCCACAGCCAGACAGACCCGAGCUGUAAAAUUUUUUGGAAUUAGCCGCCUCCACCCCCGUUCCUUUUAACUGGGGUUCAAAUUAUACCCCCACGUUUUUAUUAAUGAGAUCACACUGUCACAGAUUAUUAGUCAUUUAAUAGCCUUAACAUCAGCGUCCUGUGAUUUCCUUUGGCCUAAAUUUAUCCCAUAUUUCAGCAUUUUAACAGAGCAUGCAGCACGUGUGCAGGGACGGCACAUGCAAUGACAUCAGUGCAUUACAGCGCUGGACCAGGCGGACACCCUCACCGGCGCAUUGACAUGCAACAACGCUAAUGGUGGCCGGGACAGGAGGGCCUAAUCUUCACUAACUGACAAGAUUUAAAUUGAGGAGACAUCUUCCGCUGAUUAGCUCCCACACCCACAAUUAUCCAACUGGGGUGUCAAGCAAGGUUUAACAUCUCCACUGAUUCUGCUCUCCUGAGACAUUCGGGAGGCAAUGCAAUCGCUUUUAAUAACUGCCUCGCUCCCUCCCUCCAUCCCUCGCUCGCCCCUUCUCCUCCUCGACGCCCAAUGCUCCUUGUGCAGUGCAGCAUUCGUGCCCCCCCCCCUUUCUAUUUCUCUUUUUUUCUGCCUCUGUUUCUCUCUCUCUCUCACCUUCCUCCAUUCACCCUCCCCGCAGCCCCCAGUUCCCAGCCAUUCAAGUUCCCUUCAAAAUUAACCUUUCCUGCAAAAAUAUAAUUUCUCACAAAAUGAACCACACUGAGCGAUUUUUUUUAUCUCAAAUAAUUUAUUCAAAUUGCCCAACUCAGAACAGCAGAGAAAUCUGUACGCUGAGUGGACCCCACAAUUUGGAUCUAUCUCAUUUCUCUCCUCUAAAGCCAGAGGAGAGAGAAAGUUUAUGUACCUUGCUGUCUUCUGGCAAAUAAGGGGACGGCUUUGCCUCCACCUUCUAUCCCCAGUGCUCUGGCAGCGGUAUCCCCCUCGAGUGUACACCUUAUUAAAAUUCAUCUGAUCUGAAUAUUUUUGCAAAUAUAGUCUGAUUGCUCACCAUGACAUGAAACAUCCCUGUGUGUUAUUUUAAUCACACGCACCCCAACGGGCAACGUAUAUGAUGGCUGUGACAUUGAAGUCCUCCACUGCUUGACCCCAUUUUAUGAGUGCACGUCAUUUUAGGAGAGACCGGUGGGCGGUGGGGGUGGUUUGGAAGUUACCUGGAAUGAUGGACACGCUUGAUAAUUCUUCCCUCUUUUUUCUUCAAAUGUUCACACAGCAUCAGCUCAGCUUAAAGCCCCUCUCAAUCACACUGACGCACCCCCCCCCCCUCCUGCUUCCCUCUCCCUCUAAUGAACUGUUUUCUUCUGGUGAUGGAACGGGGACACAAAGCAAUCACUGCCAGAAGAAUCCACGAACAACAUCCUCUGGAGUCAAGCUUGUGUUCUGGAGUUCCGGCAAAACGGGUGUCGGGGUGCAGUGGAAUGCCGUCACGCUCCUACCGAGUGUGAUACAAAUGCCCCACCAACGUGUUCAUAAGUGGCUUAGAUGUGGAGUCACCGAUAGCCAACAGUCCCAAGGGGAACCAAGGCUCCAGUAUCAAACCCCCCCCCCACUCUACACCACAUCCAUCUCCAACAAAUCCAGUGGGGUGCAUUUGCUGCUGACCACCCACUCACACGCGUCCCUUUCUCGACACAGCACUAGGUUUCCCUUGCAUGACAAGCCCAGGCUUCAGAAAUGGGUUGACAACAUGAAGCGGGAGGACUGGACUCCGAGUCGCCAUCAGUACCUGUGCAGCGAGCACUUUACAGAGGACUGUUUUGAUAUUCGAUGGGGCAUCCGCUACCUCAAGAACACAGCCGUCCCAACUGUUUUCCCUUUGGUUGAAAAUGAUGGUGAGAAUAAAGGGAGCAUCGUUAAAAGGAACGCCAAAGCCAAGCCAUCAGAACCCUGCUCAUUGGAAGACCUCACAGGAUUAGACUCAGCUCUUUGUAAAAGGCCUCUUAUUUUGAGCAGACCAUGCAAAAAGGUCCAGUCAACCUUGACAAACAACACCGUGGCUGGAGACACGGAGGUUACAUUUGAACUGCCUCUAGUUUUGGGCACUGGCGUCUCCUCUCACUCAGAUCACCCGGAGACACAGACGCACACUGAUGCUUAUGAGAUAGUGGCUGACAACAGCGUGCAAACUGCAGAGUCUCCGUGCAGUGAGUCGUGCUCUGAGGACCAGAUUGACUCUACGGUGACAGUGUUGUGUUGCCAGUCUUUAGACCGUUUCUCUGAUGGGGAGGCAGCUUUGUGCCAAUCAUUCAGCUUUGUUCCCAUGGAGAUGGUUGGGGAUGACCCCGCGGGAUGCUUCUUGGAGGAAAGUGGGCCCAGAGAUGGAGAGCACGUUUCUGUUUAUGAGCAUUCAUACUGCAGGCCGCACACGGACAAGGAUCAGCUGUGGGGCAAGAUUGUAAGUCUGCAUACAAAGAUCCUGGAGCUGGAUCGCAGGGAGGAGAGCACCAUGGCUAAGAUCCAUGCUCUGGAGACUGAGAUUGCCAUUCUGAAGAAGGACGGUGCAGUUUUUAAAGAGAAACAGAAAGUUUUAGAAGAAUAUAUUUCAACCAUGGUGCUCUGAGUGUGAAAAAUUACUGUUUAUGUGGAUGUAUUUCCGGUAUUUCAGGUAUUUGUACUUCAUAUAUGUUACACAUGCACAUAUACAUAUUACUACAGGGCAGCAUUAAUUGUGCUUGUUAUUUUGCAACUCUUGUACUUUGUUCUGUUACAUGGUUCAGUAUAUUUAUAUUAUGAUUGUUUAGCAAAUUAUCUUAUGUCCACACGAUGGCACUGUUUGACCAGAUGUAUUGGCUGUGAUCAGUACCAUUAGUACUUAUCAGUGAGUAUGUGCGUUUGUCUACUACAUACCUGUAGUAUUAUCAUAUACUUUAUAAAAAAAUUUCUCACUUUUGUUUGUAUGUAAUGUGAAGUGUUUGUUAAAAUGCCAAAUCAUUUUCUUCAGUCAUGUCAAAGUGUGAUGGAACAGAUUUCACAGUCCUGGAAUCAUCAAGAUUAAUUUCACUAAGUGAUGGAUCUACUUCUAUGUAGAAUAAAGUUUAUGGUAAAUGUGCUCAUGGUGAUUGUUAUAAACCUCACAGCAUCAUAACAACCAGCAGAAUUCACCUCUGUGUCUCUUCAGUCAGUAUAGAGUAAAUACAGUGUUUUGGCCAAUGGAGAUACCUAUUCCUAUUCGAUGCUGCUUUCCCGAUUGAAGUGCACUAUACCCUGCCUCUGUAGUGAAGCGUGCCUGCUGAGCAGUGGCCAUAUUGCUUUAAUGAUUUUGAACCUGCUCCUGUGGUGCAAGUAGGAACGACCCAACUGCAGGCAAACCAGCAAGUCAGCUGUUGUUACAAAAGGAAGAAGCAGUAUUUUCUUUAAUUGGCCAAUAUGUUGUUAGUGGAUAACUGAUGUUAGCCUCAAACAAUCUGCUUUCGGCAAAUGCAAUGUGUGCGAGACGGGGAGAGAGAGCAAAACGCUAAAUUGGUUUUAGAAUUAAAAUGAGCACGUUCACCUAAAAGGAUUUACAAAGUGCAAUUUCAAAUGCCUCCAAGAUGCGAUGCUGCGCGUCUGCUCUGCCGCAGCAGUAGAACGUAGGAUGGGUCCUAAAAACCAGGACUUGAAUUGAAUUAUUUUAAUUCUGUUGUUCUGUCUUUCAAAGAGGAAAAUGUAGAACACUAAUGCACCAAGCUCACAUAAAACACACAUUAAAGAGGUAAGUGUAGGUCUGAGAACAACUGUGCUGUAUUACACUGGAGCUUUUUUGUUAUUUAUUUGAAUGAAUAUAACAAACAGUGUGAUCAAACAAAACCAAUCGAUACAAUUAAAAACAAACAAAUGCUUUGUGAGCAGAAAGUACAGAACCAAGAUCUGUCAAUAUUUAUUUAAAAAAACAUAUGUGAGAUUCUUAAACCUUUUAGAUCCCUGUCAGCAUAUUUUAAAACAUGUGUCUUAUUUGGUAAGUUAUAAUUCUGAUUUCUUUACAUAACAUUGGAAUCGUUAACCUUUCUUUUCAUUUAUACAGCAGGUUGAAAUAAAUAAUUCAUAAUAGAA